AGUAGAUCAGAGGAAGUUUAUAGAAAUAGACAUGGCGAGUCCUCGAACACGGCGAGUUUUAAAGGAAAUAAAGCCGAAAGAUGGUAACAGUAGUUGUUUCGAAUGCGGGGCACACAAUCCUCAAUGGGUAAGCGUGACCUAUGGGAUAUGGAUUUGCCUUGAAUGUUCAGGGAAACACCGAGGUUUAGGAGUUCAUUUAAGUUUUGUAAGAUCAGUAACCAUGGACAAAUGGAAAGACAUUGAGCUGGAGAAAAUGAAGGUUGGUGGAAACAGUAAAGCAAAAGCUUUCUUCAAGUCUCAACCAGAUAUCCGAGCAGAUAUGUCCAUUCAAGAAAAGUACAACAGCAGGGCAGCAGCACUUUACAGAGACAAGAUUGCAACCUUAGCUGAUGGAAGAUCAUGGUCAGAAGAAACCUCAUCAGCUAAAAACUAUGAACCACCUCUGAGCAGAAAUUCAAGCAGUUCUUCAGUCAGUCGGGCAGCCAAUGGUUCAAAUUCAAUGAGUUAUGGCUCCUCUUCACCUGAAUCCAUGCUGGGAAUAUCGAAGAGUGAAUUAAAUGCUCAAAAAGAGGAUUUCUUCAGCCGGAGACAGAUGGAAAAUGCUUCAAGGCCUGAUAAUCUACCUCCGAGUCAAGGUGGACGAUACACCGGUUUUGGAUCGGCACCAGUUGUAACCGCAAAUAGCUCAGGUUGGGACUCAACAUUUUCUUCUCUUUCAUCUGGUUGGAGUUCAUUUACCACUGGAGCUGCUCAAUUGGCUGCUGUUGCUUCACAACAAGCUGUUAAGCUGGGUUCAACAGUCAAUGAGUCAGUUCUCAAACCAACAGCAUCCAAGGCUGUAGAACUGGGAAGUACUAUGAAUGAAGGGAUGAAGAAAGUAUCAACAAGGGUCCAGGAAGGCAAGCUUCUUGAUGAUGUAACAACCUCUAUGUCCAGUUUGUCCACAAAGAUGCGGGAUGCCAGCUCGAAGGGAUGGACAAAUCUUCAGACUGCCAGUGUAAAAGGUUGGGCAAACAUCCAAACACUUGUCAAUCAAGGCGCUGGUGGUUAUGGAACAAAGUCUCUGACAAGUGGAGGAACCUCUGGAGGAGGAUAUGGUUCAGUUAAUGGUGUGUCAGCAAUGAAUAGUACUGCUACUCUUAAAGAUGAUAAUUGGGAUUGGGAUGGCUAUGAAGAUGUAAAUGAUGAAGAAGCUGAUGAUAAUGAGGCUAGUAAUGGCAAGGCAUCACUGAAAGGCAAUGAUGAAGAUAAUGGGGAUUCUUGGGCAUGGGGAAGUGAUUCUGAAAUCACAAAACAGCCAACCUUAUCCCAAAAAGGCACAUCGCAGAAUACAAGGGAGUCAUUGUCAUCAUCGAGGCGAAAAACAAAAUCGCCACCAAAGACUGAAGCUGCAGUAGCAAAAAAUGAUGGUUGGGAAGAUUUGAUUAGUUGGGACAAUGAUGGAUGGGGCGAGUCCAGUGCCUGGAGCAAUGAAGAAUGGCAGAGUAGUUCAGCUGGUAAAUCAAAGAUAACAGCUGGAGGGAGAGGGGGAAAUAAAGAUGACUGAACUAAAACAUUAUUAAUUAAAUUCAAGUAUUUAAGAUAAGUCCGACAGUCAAUUCACACAUAUCCAAAAUGUAAAUAGGAUUUUGAAAUCUUUUUAAUUAGGCUAAUAUUUGUAUGCAUAGUUCGUUGACAAGUUGGAAGAAAUCCACUGGCUAUCAAUGCACUCUUGAUGUAAUGGUCACUUCAGUCACUGAGUGACUGGCAUCCACUUUCUCCCUACAAUACCACCCCUGAAUCACCCAUUUGAGUCACAAGAAUAGAGAAAAUGAUCACCAUCAAAGAAGCUCUUGAUUGUCAAACAAAUUCUCCUUGCCAGCACCUCAGGAAAUGUAUAGAGAAAGGUACAGAGAAUAUGCAUACAGAUGUUAGAAUUGAACUGGGUUAAAUCUAAGGAUUAAAGAAGAGGUACCUAAUUAAGAUAGAAAAACAUUGGAUAUUGUCACAAUUCAAACUCUAUACUUUUUUUCACCCAUUGUCUUAAAAUCUUCAGUAGUUUAAUUAAGGAAGUGUUGGGUAUUUUUCAGAAGGAGUGGGGAAUUAUUGAAAUUUAAAGCUAAAUGUAACUGGGGUCUGUAAAUUUUUCCUCUCUGUGACAUAGGAGUAUGGGGGUCAGAUCUAUCAGUCACAUAACCUGUCUGAGGAGGAUCUCUUCAAUGUUGUUGUUUGACAGGAAAUCUGCUAGAGUCAAGCCAGCUCUAGU
Molecule: messenger RNA, 2245 nt
Organism: Pocillopora damicornis (cauliflower coral)
Lineage: Eukaryota; Metazoa; Cnidaria; Anthozoa; Scleractinia; Pocilloporidae
Product: ADP-ribosylation factor GTPase-activating protein 1
Biological process (GO): regulation of endocytosis; regulation of ARF protein signal transduction
Cellular component (GO): Golgi membrane
Molecular function (GO): GTPase activator activity
Source: RefSeq, a predicted model, not a curated record